AUGUCGGAUAAAACCUCGGCUCCCCGAAGCAACCCUAACACUACCUUCCUGAAACUCGAGGUAGACAGUGAAAUUGAAAUCGGAGACUUUACAGAAUUUGAAGGAUCUGGAAUUAUGUCUGGUUCAGGAGCAGAUAACCCGUGUGUAGACAGGUCCUUUGUGGGUCAGACGCUGUACCGGUGUCUCGGGGACUUCAUGAAAGAGGCGUAUGUUGCCAAGAUUGAACAGCGAGAGAUGAAGAGCCAAAAGAAGUGCACGUUAUUUGAAGAGGGCUUCCGAUGUUUUGAGAAGAAAAUCCAAAAAGACUUCGGGGAUCAGUGCACUGCGCAUGAUCGGUAUAAUACUGCAUCCUGGUUCAAGACAGAAAUCUUCACAGAUUUUGGUGUGGACAUACGGGGGUGUCCUUAUCCAGAUAUUCCACCUACCACCAUUUCCCCGACACCGCCAGGUCGCGCAGCGUUUGUGGAUGUCCGCGAAACGUCACAGGUUGCCAUGGUAGCCGGGAUCGUCCUGGGGGUAGCGGUCAUGUCCAUCCUCACCAUGAUUUUCUUCGUUAUCUUCAAAAGGAGGAUUCUGGGAGCCACGGCUCAGUGUCAAGAAAGUCAGCAGGGCAAGCGGAAACCCUUCACAGCUCCACCACCAGGUGGCGCCCUACAACAGCCCUGUAAAAUGAACAUCACGGAUACACGCUCCACUCUUACUGGUCUGAGCUCAGAACACAGCCUCCAUCACACAAGUUAUGAAACAACAUCCGUACCCCGAGCUCCUUCCCAGCACAUUUACACCGAGAUUGACACCAUCAACGAAACUCCCGUGGGUCACAGGGAUGACAACACCAGGGUGGCUCCCGUUGGCUGUUCCACGUUCAUGACUGGAUACGUACCCCCAGAAUUUUCUUACCCGGGACAGGGCGGAUACCACAACCCAGUGAAGGACAUGACGGUUGAGUACGUCGCUUCCGGUGGAUACUAUACCCAUGCGCAUGUUCCAGUAUACCAGUCAACCACAAUCCCUUUGUGAGAAGCUCAUCUUGACGUUGUCGAUUCAUCCCAGUUGUGAUAAACUAUAAUAGUGCCGAAAUCCAAGUGUGUUCGAAUGGUAAUACCAUUUACCACAAACUGAAUAUAUUGAAAAUCUGUGUACAAAACGUUUUACUUGAGAGGCUUCUCUGUAAAUAGGUUAUAACAUGUUGUUAUUUUGUUGACAUACUUAUUUGUUGCUAUUUAUUAUAUAAAUCUAACUCAAUAAAAUAUAAAUAAUCAUA
Saccostrea echinata is the source of this 1264-nucleotide messenger RNA. RefSeq lists its product as uncharacterized. Lineage: Eukaryota; Metazoa; Mollusca; Bivalvia; Ostreida; Ostreidae. The transcript has 8 exons. The coding region runs from base 1 to 1020 and encodes 339 amino acids. The record is from RefSeq and is a predicted model, not a curated record.